Caenorhabditis bovis is the source of this 348-nucleotide messenger RNA. The record is from the annotation of a GenBank genome assembly. Lineage: Eukaryota; Metazoa; Nematoda; Chromadorea; Rhabditida; Rhabditidae.
AUGGAUGCAAUCCGCGGGGAAAUGCGCCUUUUGCGGCCUGAUGGAGGUGAAAAUAUUAUCACAGAAGAUGCUGAUGAGCAACGCCUUCGUGAAAAAGUCGAUGCGGUUCGCGCAAAGAUGAGACUUGCGCAAAGCCAAGAUGAUAUUCAAUUGGAUCAACCGCAAGAAAGUAAUGCUUCAAUGGACGAGUCUCGCCUUACGCCACCAGUUUACGUGGUGGUUUCCGAUGACGAGUCACCCAAACCGACUACUUCAACAUCUGGUGGUGUCAAUACAACUACCAUUCCAACUAAUGAAGAGUGUAGUGAGCCAAAGAAGAAAUUGAAGAGGCGUACGUUCAAUGUAUAA